This is a messenger RNA of Oppiella nova, 390 nucleotides long. NCBI's taxonomy places the organism in Eukaryota, Metazoa, Arthropoda, Arachnida, Sarcoptiformes, Oppiidae. The record is from the annotation of a GenBank genome assembly.
AAGAAAAUGUUGAAUAUAGGCUAUUGUUUGUCGGCUUUAUUACUGGCGGUGAGUGUGAGUGCGGACACACCGGCCAACUGUUCCUAUGAGGAGAUUCGUGGCGUUUGGGAGUUCUCGGAGUCCGCCAGGACUGCCAACAGGUCCGAGAAAUGCGACCUAACAGUCAAAUUGGUUGAUAAAGUGAGGAUUGAGUUGCAAUACCCCAACACAGCAGUGGAUCACUUGGGGAAUAGAGGCACAUGGACUCUGAUCUAUAACCAGGGUUUUGAAGUGAUAAUCAACGAUAGAAAAUAUUUCGCAUUUUCUGACUAUAAACAGGUUGGCACCAAAGUGACCAGCAUUUGCAACCAGACCAGCGCCGGCUGGUCUCACGAUGUGUUGGGCAACAAC